UGCCGAUGGCACAUGCAAGUGAACGUCAAAGGAAGGCAUCAAACAGAGGCAGACCGGGAGAUGAUGUCGUGGAGCGCGCACAAGACGGACGGGAGUCAUGAGGUUUGAUGUCGACGGAGAAGAUUGGUGUUGUUAAAAGGAGGAAGGUGGGAAGAGUUUGGAGAAGUGGAAGGAAAGGGGGAGCGUAACAGACACAGCACCCCUUCCUCACUUCGUUCUUUCCUCAGCAACUCAAGUUGCCAUCACCAAAGCGCUCAUCCAUCACUCUUUCCUCAUUGACCCAAUACCGGUCGAAACGCCAUCAUGUCUUCCUAUUGGGAACGAAAGGCCCAAGCGUACACUUCCCAAGGUAACAAAGGGAAUUAUUACAACAACAAUUCCGGCAAACGAGCUUCCUCCACGCCGGCCACACCACCACCGCCGCUCGGACCACUCAUCAAAUCCAUUCGUGUUAGCGACCUCGACGAUGCUUCCACCCAGUACCAACACUCGGCCACCAUCGACGGCUGUGAGGCUGUUGCUUCCUUCAACUGGCUAGGCACCAACUUAUCUGAGCCUGCUAUCUUGAUUCCUGCCCCUCAGCUCGAACAAGACAGCGGCACCUUCUACCGCGACCGCAACGCCGCUCGGUAUCCUUACCAUCCCUAUGAACCGGCCAUCGCCACUUUAUUGCAAACCAAGCCUUCGCUCGUCCCUGAUCUUGACAUUGUAGCAUGCGGCAGCACACUCGGCAACCUGCUCCGCUUCGUGCGCGGGCAGGACAAGGCCUUCCGGUUCUUGGUCGAGAAAGUCGGCAACACCAUCUUCUUCAUCCGCCGGGAGAAUUCCCCAAGAGAGAAAAUCCCUGAUGUCAGAGGCUACGGCCACACCUUUCCAAAAAGGUAUACGACCUGGGAAGAGGAUGCAAAAGGAUCCUGGGCGCAUCAGAGGCUGAUUACCUACCGGUUUGGUGGGUUGCGGUUUCUGGUGAGGUUCGAGGCCGAUGGGUAUUUGAGCGAGGAUGAUUUACCAAAGGCCAGUCCGACCCCAGCCGUUAAGGACAAACCCAUCACCAGCAUGGAAGAGCUGGAAGCAUUAGUCGCAGAGAUCGAUUUCAAUGACGUCUCGGACAUCGUGGAAUUAUUUAAGCCCGUUAAGCCCGGUUACAAGGGCAAGAAGUCAACCACGGCAGACACCCGCUUGAGCGAUUCCACGCCAUCUUCGUCCCCUCCGCCAUCCAUCCCCGAAUCCACAACACCUCCCCCACCACUCACCAUCCGCACCAGCGGCAGCUCCAGCUCCCCAUCCCCCAUUGUCCCCCAAGCACAAGUCUUUGACCUCAAAACCCGCUCCAUCAAGGCUCGUGAGAACAAGAACACCCUCGAGGAGGAACUCCCACGCCUCUGGGUCACGCAGAUUCCCAAUUUUGUUCUUGCCUACCACACGCGCGGCAGAUUCUUCCCCAAUGACAUUGAGAUCCGGGACGUGCGACCCGAUGUCAAGCGGUGGGAGAAGGAUCGAAGUGAUGAUAAGAUACUAGCAAAGUUGGCGGCGGUGGUGAGGAAGUUGGUAGGGAUGGUUGGGGAUUUGGAAGAGCAGUGGAAUGAGGAAGAAAUGGAAAGGAACGGGGAGGAAGUGGAAAAUGAUGAGGGUAAGGGGGGUGUGCCUUUGGAUGUGGAAAGCGAAGAGGACUCUGAUGAAGAGGACGAAGAAGGUGCUGAGCAUACUGAGAAUGAUGAUGAUGAUGAGAAUGUCCAAAAGGGCAAGGAAGCGAAAUCCACAAAAGGAAAGACCAAGACUUCAGACUAUGAAGGUGACAAACCAGCCACCAAGACGCCAACAUCCGUCCGAAUUGAAGUAGUCCACAGAUCAGACAACAUCGGCACCCUCGAAAUCCGACACCAAGGCUGGGAAGAAGCCAAAACCAGAGACAGAGAAGGCGAUGGCCGCGACGGCGUACUCUCCUACAAACUCAGGAAAGAAUGGAUCGCUGCUCAAACGGGUGCCAACAAGGAGAAAGACCCAGGCAAUGCUACCUCUGCAAAAGACAGCCCCACAGACGAGAGCGACAAUGACCGCAAGUCCGACCGCCGAAUAGUGUGUGUUCCUACCCCUUGGCAUGACAAUGUGGCCGACUACGACAACGACUACGGCUACGACGAGGAGUACGACUACGAAGAUCGCUGGCAACGCGAUUACGAAGACAGGGACGAAGAGGCCUGGGAUUAUACGGCUUGCUCGUCGCUUCAUUGUGGGAAUUGUGGGCGGUGCGAUUACUGA
Molecule: messenger RNA, 2259 nt
Organism: Neurospora tetraspora
Lineage: Eukaryota; Fungi; Ascomycota; Sordariomycetes; Sordariales; Sordariaceae
Exons: 2
Coding region: 304-2259 (651 amino acids)
Source: RefSeq, a predicted model, not a curated record